AUGGAUAGACGCACUCCAUAUACGCUGAGCGUUCUGGCACCCAGCACCGCCGGCGCAGAUGAGUCCCGCACGCUCACCGAGGGCCGGUUGCGCGAUUUCGUGCUGGAAUUCCAGCUCGACAAUGCAUUCAUCUAUCGUGAUCAAUUACGGCAGAAUGCCCUUGUGAAACAGUACUACUGCGACAUCGAUAUUGCCCACCUCAUCUCCUAUAACGAGGAGCUGGCUCACAAGCUCACCACUGAACCGGCCGAUAUCAUCCCUCUGUUUGAAUCGGCGCUGCAGCAGUGCACCCAGCGGAUUGUCUACCCGGGGCAGCGAGAUAUCACCCUUCCCUCCCACCAGCUGCUCCUUCACUCCUCCGCAUCACACAUCUCGAUCCGCGAUCUCAACGCUACCAAUAUUUCUCAUCUUGUCCGAAUUCCCGGAAUCGUGAUUGGUGCGUCCACUAUCUCGUCCAAGGCGACCACCGUCCACAUCCGAUGCAAGAGUUGCGACCACAGCGAGACUAUUCAUGUCGAUGGAGGCUUUUCUGGGUUGUCUUUGCCCCGACGCUGCGCCCGCCCCAAGGAACCCGGCGAGGAACCCAAUCAGCAAUGUCCCCUGGAUCCUUACGUGGUUCACCAUGAAAAGUGCCAGUUCGUGGACCAGCAAGUCCUGAAGCUGCAAGAGGCCCCCGAUCAGGUCCCAGUGGGUGAACUGCCAAGACACGUCCUCAUUUCGGCAGAUCGGUACCUGGCAAACCGAGUCGUUCCUGGUUCCCGCUGUACGGUGAUGGGAAUUUUCUCCAUCUACCAGGCCAAGGGUGGCAAGAAGGAGGCCGCUGUGGCCAUCCGGAACCCGUACCUGCGAGCAGUGGGUCUCAACACCGAUAUGGACCAAACAGCCAAAGGCAACUCUAUCUUCUCCGAAGAAGAGGAGCAAGAGUUUCUCGAACUCAGCCGCCGACCCGACUUGUACGAUGCUCUUGCUAGAAGCAUUGCUCCGUCCAUUUACGGCAACCCGGACAUUAAAAAGGCGAUUGUUUGUCUGCUGAUGGGAGGUUCAAAGAAAAUCCUUCCGGACGGAAUGAAGCUUCGCGGUGAUAUCAACGUGCUCAUGCUGGGUGACCCCGGUACCGCCAAGUCUCAGCUGCUGAAGUUUGUGGAGAAAGCAGCACCAAUUGCCAUCUACACCUCCGGUAAGGGCUCUUCGGCCGCCGGUUUGACCGCUUCAGUGCAGCGAGACCAGACUACGCGCGAGUUCUACCUGGAAGGCGGUGCGAUGGUCCUUGCGGAUGGCGGUGUGGUCUGUAUCGACGAGUUCGAUAAGAUGAGAGAUGAGGACCGGGUGGCCAUUCACGAGGCAAUGGAACAGCAGACCAUUUCGAUCGCCAAGGCGGGUAUCACAACGAUCCUCAACUCCCGGACAUCGGUCCUGGCCGCAGCCAAUCCGAUUUUUGGCCGAUACGAUGACCUGAAAAGCCCUGGCGAGAACAUCGAUUUCCAGACGACCAUUCUGUCGCGUUUCGAUAUGAUCUUUAUUGUUCGCGAUGACCACGAGCGCGGCCGCGAUGAGAAAAUCGCCCGACACGUUAUGGGCGUACACAUGGGUGGUCGAGGCUUUGAGGAGCAGGUCGAGGCCGAAAUCCCAGUCGACAAGAUGAAGCGAUACAUCAGCUACUGCCGGAGCCGCUGUGCCCCUCGUCUCUCCCCAGAGGCUGCUGAGAAACUCUCGUCCCAUUUCGUGUCGAUCCGCAAGCAAGUCCACCGUGCCGAACUAGAAGCCAACGUCCGGUCUUCUAUCCCGAUUACCGUGCGUCAGCUUGAAGCCAUUGUCCGUAUUUCCGAGUCUCUUGCGAAACUGUCGCUCUCACCGAUCGCCACCGAGGCCCAUGUGGAUGAGGCCAUCCGUCUCUUCCUUGCGUCGACCAUGGACGCCGUCACGCAAGGUGAGGGUGCAGGCAGCAAAGAACUCAUGGAGGAGUGCAGCAAGAUUGAAGACGAGCUGAAGCGCCGCUUGCCCAUUGGCUGGAGCACAAGCCUAGCGACGCUGCGUCGCGAAUUCGUUGACGGACGCGGCUACACCGAACAAGCGCUCAAUCGGGCCCUCAUGGUCCUCCAACGGAGGGAGACGGUACAGAUCCGGUCUGGCGGGUCCCAAGUCUACCGCAACGGUGUCUAA
Molecule: messenger RNA, 2160 nt
Organism: Penicillium riverlandense
Lineage: Eukaryota; Fungi; Ascomycota; Eurotiomycetes; Eurotiales; Aspergillaceae
Product: MCM DNA helicase complex subunit MCM5
Exons: 4
Coding region: 1-2160 (719 amino acids)
Biological process (GO): double-strand break repair via break-induced replication; DNA replication initiation; DNA replication
Cellular component (GO): nucleus; MCM complex
Molecular function (GO): DNA replication origin binding; ATP binding; 3'-5' DNA helicase activity
Source: RefSeq, a predicted model, not a curated record